UUAUUUUUUUUUUGUUCGGAUAUUUUAAACAGUCAUAACAAUAUGUGGUUUUCCGAUCAAAAUUUUUAUGAAUUAAUCAGCAUUUGAUUAUUAACGAAGAAUGCUUAUUUACCUAUAUUAAAGAAAAAUAAGUGAAAUCACAUUUUAAUUAAAGCGAUAAUACACAUUUAAUGAUUUUGGAUCACGAAAAUAAUGUAUAUUUUAUUAUAAGUAUAAAUUAUUUUAGUUUCAUUUGUGGCUUUAUGCUUAGGAAUUGUUAUAAUAUAGGUUAACUAUUAUUGAUAAACCUACUUACGUACAUUAUUAUUUAUUUUAUUAAGUACCCUCUUCAACGGUUACUCUGAUAAAUAAAUAUGUAGGUAACUUAUUUUGAUUAUCUGUUUAUGAAUACGGUUUUACGUAAUAAAAUGUGUAUUAAAAAAAAUAUCUAAUCCGCCGACAGUGUAUACUUAUGAUAUAAUAAUGUAAAAUAUUGAAAUUUCAUUCGCAAAAUGAAUCGAUAGAACAGUAAAAUUUUAGAUGAAAUCGAUUUUCUACAUCUUAGUCCUUGGAACAAUGAAAAAAUAAAAGCACAAUUUUUAGGGUAUUAAAUAAAAUUGACAAAACAGUAUUGUAUAAAAAUAAUACGACUCUGUACGGGUGAGAUACAUGGACAGUAGGCGCAGCGGAAAAGAAAUCGUUAGCUUUCGAGAUGUGGUGUUACAGGCGAAUGAUGAGGAUACCGUGGAUACAGAAUUGUAAAAAUAAGGAGGUAUUAGAAAGGGUAGAAGAGCACAGGGUGUUAUGGAAGUCAAUGGGAAGUAGACGAGAUAAGUUGCAACAGACUUCUGCUUCCGCUUCCGCUAUUACGGAAGUUCCGCAUGCAUUUUUACAUCUGGUUCCGCAUUUUUAUAACGGAAGCUUAUCGGUGUUUUCUUUCAAAUACAAUAAUGGAGACAUCAUUGAAAAGACUCCACCCGUGAAUACCUUCACUCUUACAUUGUUGACAUAUAUUACAAAAAAGAAACAAACUCUUGUUUAUAGUUAAACACAAGUCUUGCAGCAUUGUCGACCUAAUUACAAAGGAAUAUUCUUAAUGAAUGCAUUACCGUGGUAAUUGAAAAUACAGGAAAUGUAUUAUUUUCUAGUGUUUGUCUGAUGUCUGUCGUCUUCAUUUUAUGGCUAACACAACGCAUUGGAGUAUAAUUUCAAAAGAUUUAUUUAGCAAAUAUAGUUACCUAACUAUUUGUCUAAUUACAGUAUUUUCCAUGCGAAGAUUUAUUUAUUAUGUACCUAUACAGAAUCUGAUGUAUGUACAUACCGAUAAAAUUUCACAUUCGUAAUACUUUGUGUAUUAUUCGAAAUAUUUUUCUAAAAAAUUUAUAUCAGAAGAAUACAACUAUAUAUCAACAUGGCUCAAGAUAAGAAAAAUUAUGUUAAAAAGUAUGUUUCUGUGUUACAAUUGAAAAGAACUGUAAGUCAAUAUAAUUAGAUAAUUAUUAUUUCAAAAAGCGACUGUAACCGAUAAGCAGAUGGAUGGAUGGGUUUGUGGUCACAGAGUUCUGUUUUUCCUGUUAAAGUAUGAAAUCCCAAAAAAGGUAUAAAUAGACACCGAACCACCCAACAAUGGAGUGUUUUUCUUUUUUACACAUUAACAUCUAAAAUAAUGUACUAAUAUGGGAAUGAGCUAAUGUUCUACCGUAGGUUUCUUUGUAAUGCAAAUUGACGCAGCUAUCUUCUCUAAUUAUAUCACAUUGUCGAACCAGCUUACUAUUCUCCUUAUUUUUGAUACCUAGGAUAUUGUGGUUUAAUUGGGACUUUUAAUUAAAAAUCGCAAAUUUUAAUACGUUUGACGUAUAAAUACUAUAUUCGAUGUUCAUUCUGACAGGCAUACUGCCAGGUCUAAUGAUUGUUUACUAGAUCUAUUUAUUCGAACUAUGCAUAAUCCGCAGAUUACUAAUUUGUUAAUUUGUGAUUUAAUAAUUUUAAAUAGAACAGUUUGACUAAUUUCAAUGUUUCUCUGAUUGACAUACUCUUAUGUUAAGUUCGAUAUUAACAUGCUAGGGAUCUAAUAGGGAUAACUUUUGCCCAGAUAUGCAAAAAGAGCUUCAUUUCGGUUCGAUAUGGAGAACUGUCAUGGAUUAAAAUGUAAGCGCUAUACCUAUCAAUUCUUAAACGGGUUUAGCCGAUCUUUAAUUCUUCAUCACAAUUAAUCACUUAUAAUGAAUUAAAGUAGGCUAAAAAGUAUAUAAACAAUUAAUUAUUGUUGUUACUGCCACGGGUUAUCACCAUUUUAUUUUAGUCAAGUACUUCUGAGAAUUCUUUUGGUUAUUACAAAUUGUAUCUUUUGCAAUAGGUUAUCGUUGUAUGUAUUACGUAAAUGCAAAAAAUAACUGCACAUUUGUUAUUAAUUAUCGGAACAGUACUUUGGAUAAUGAAGGAGUGUUUGUAUGAAUACACAAAUAAAAACGGCAAUUAAUUUUGUAUUUAUUUUUUGUUUUAUUAGUAUAAAGAGUUAAUACUUAUACAGCAGUGGCGAGUUAAGAAUCGAUAAUAAAGGCAUUUUGUAUUACAUGCAAUUGUCAAAGGAAAAAAGCUUUUAAAAAAGGGGGUGAUGUUUUCAGAUAGUUACAAAUUAUGCAUUUUCGCCCGUGUAAGUAGUCUGUGCCUUCGGUGGACGUUUCGCCAUACCUGUAUACAGUGACGACUGGUGAAUAUAUAACAAAAGGUUAAAGGGCACGUGUCCAUUCUUAUUUUUCAGAAAGUAGAAUGACGUUUAUUGUUUUCUCCACUAUAAAAAGUUCUGCUAUCUAAUACUUAUAAUUCGUCUCCGUGUGUAUUACGAUUUUAAUUUUUUGACAAAAUGAGACUUUGGAAAGUGAUAAAAAUUACUCUAUGUAUACACAUUGUAACAAGUAAACAAAUUACUUCAUUUGCUUAGUUGUAUAAAUAUCCUCGUUUUCGAUAUUGAUUUAGUUUAUCAAAUAACCAGUAUGUAAUGAAUAAUGUAAAGAUUUUCACUAUAUACAGUUAACAGUUACAGAAAACGUUAUGUUUUAAGUCAUAUUCAAAUAAAAUUGUUUGAAGAUAUCAACCUAUAAAGGUGAAAUCUAGAUAAAAGGCUAUUGUAUGUCACCAGGAUGUUUCUUUAAAAGAUUGGUUCUGGUGAAAAACUUGCUUUAUUUAAAACCAGUCAUCAGUGCUCGUUUCGUUAGCCUUUUGAUUUACAAAUAUUAAAAUUUCAAACUGAAAGCUAAUUUAUAUCAGAAUGAAAAAUUGCCAGUACAGUAUCAAGGAUAUCAUAACUUUCUUUUAGUCAAAGAAUUUUUAGAAUUGUUUUGGUAGUUCUAGUGAUAGCCUUUUACAUAUAAACAAGUAAACAAUUUAAUCACUUUAUAUAAUAAUACAGGUUGUCCUCGUAAAUAAAAUAUGAUCCUGGUCAAUCAAAUGGAAGCAUCAUUCGAUUAAAGUUGAGUUAGGUUAGACUCAAAAGGUUAAGACAGGGAAAGGCUACACUAUUAGAGAAUGCUAUGCACUGUCUCCAUAUCGCUCAUUAUACAGGGUGCUUCAAAAAAAUGUAUACACACUUUGAACUUCCAUAGAAAAUUUAUUUACCGUUCUAC
Messenger RNA from Agrilus planipennis (emerald ash borer), 3602 nucleotides. RefSeq lists its product as uncharacterized. Bases 692 to 1027 code for a protein of 111 amino acids. The record is from RefSeq and is a predicted model, not a curated record. The transcript is spliced from 4 exons. NCBI's taxonomy places the organism in Eukaryota, Metazoa, Arthropoda, Insecta, Coleoptera, Buprestidae.